AUGUCGCCAAACCCCAAAUCCAGCCCGAAAUCCAAACCACCACCCAAAUCCUCCUCUCCAGCAAAAUCCGCAUACCUGCUCACCUACAAUGCCGUCUCCGCUGCGCUAUGGGCUGCUGUGCUAUAUCAGACUCUAACAAUUGCGACCCAUGAGAUUAGCACAGCUCGCGAAGCCGGAGGGUUCUUUGGAAGCGGUGCGAUGGGGUGGGCGAGUGCGACAAAUAGAGGUCUGGGUAGUGGGAGGGUAUACGGUGGGUUGGAGGUGUUGAGCAGGUGGGUUCAGACAGGAGCGGGGCUGGAGGUGCUGCAUUCAUUGGUUGGUCUUGUGCGCGCCCCCCUACUCACGACACUGAUGCAAGUAUCCUCGCGCUUCCUGCUCGUCUGGCUCAUUGCGUAUCCGUUUCCGCAAAGCACAAUGCAUAAUCCUGUCUAUACUACCAUGCUCCUCGCCUGGAGUAUCACUGAAGUCGUGCGAUACUCUUACUUUGUCUUUACGCUCAGUGGGGUUGGGGUUCCCAAGUUGUGGACUUGGCUAAGAUACAACACCUUCCUCGUCCUCUACCCCCUCGGUGUCUCGAGCGAGUGCUGGCUUGUAUACAGCGCUAUUCCGUUGGCGAGCCGCGCCAGGAAGGAGUAUGGUAUUGCGCUCUGGGUUAUACUCGCGAUUUACGUCCCGGGCAUCUACGUUCUAUUCACCCACAUGCUUAAGCAGAGGAGCAAGGUCAUUGGAGAGAACAGGGAGGCGUAA
This is a messenger RNA of Plenodomus lingam JN3, 747 nucleotides long. RefSeq lists its product as uncharacterized. Gene Ontology annotation, molecular function: 3-hydroxyacyl-CoA dehydratase activity. The record is from RefSeq and is a predicted model, not a curated record. Gene Ontology annotation, cellular component: endoplasmic reticulum membrane. Gene Ontology annotation, biological process: sphingolipid biosynthetic process; fatty acid elongation; very long-chain fatty acid biosynthetic process. Lineage: Eukaryota; Fungi; Ascomycota; Dothideomycetes; Pleosporales; Leptosphaeriaceae.